AUGGCUGUCUUUGAUUGCCUCGAAGUUGCGCUGCACUUGGGGCAGCUGCAACUGGACGCUCGGGACUUCACAAUGGGAAUCUCCAGCUGUGCCAAGAGCAAGCUGUGGGUCGAAGCCUUGCAGCUCUUCGACUCCCUUCCAGUGGCCCGCGUCGCGCCCAACGUCUUCUGCUUUGGGGCAGCCCUGAGUGCCUGUGAGAAGGGCCGGCAGUGGGACAGCGCCCUUGUGCUCUUUGAUUCAAUGCAGAACUGUGAAGUGAAACCCAAUGUCAUCAGCUGCAACUCCGUCAUCAGCUCAUGUGAGAAGGCGGGUGAAUGGCAGCAGGCGCUCCACUUCCUGGAGUACAUGGACACGGUAGCGGUGGAACCUUCCAUCAUCAGCUACAACGCCGCCAUCAGUGCGUGUGAGAAGGCCAACCACUGGCGCCAAGCCUUGGAGCUCUUCACCUUGGCAUCCACGCAGACACGUUUGGCGGGCGACGUCGUGGGCGUCAACGCGGCCUUGAGCGCCUGCGCCAAGGCGGCGGCACAGACGCAGGCUUUGAGUCUCUUCAGGGCCAUGCCCCAGAUGAAACUGCUGCCUGAUGUGAUCUCCUACAGCACAGUGAUCACUGGACAACCAUGGCCACAAGUCUUGAACCUUUUAGAAUUAAUGGGAAGCGCUGCAGUGCAGCCAAACACCAUCACGCGAAAUGCUGCGAUCACGAGCUGCGUCACGGGCGUGUGGCCCUCGUGGCCGGUGGCCUUGGAGUUGCUGCGAGCCGCGGAGCAUCGGUCCGUUGCCACCAACGUGGUCCUCAGUGGCUGCGUCCGUGCGGCGGCGUGGCAGGCGGCGUUGGAGCUCUUCGCAAAGAUGGUGGAGGUCGCCUCGGCCGACGCCGUCAGCUACAGCGUGGCCAUCAGUGCAGCGGAGGAAGCCACAGCAUGGCAAGAUGCUCUCCUUCUCCUCCUUGCCACGCCUCGCGACGCCGCGGCGCCGCUGGCCUUCGCGGCCGCGAUCAGCACCGUGGCGCGCGCAGGCCACGCGCGUUGGCCAUGGGCGCUGGAGCUUCUGCGGCAGAUGGCACGGGAGGAGGUGCUUCCCGAUGUCGUUUGCUUCAACGCAGCCAUCAGUUCUUGCGAGAAAGCUGGCCAAUGGCCACAGGCUCUGAGCCUCUUGGACGAGCUCGGGCGGCGGAGGACGGCGUCCGUCGUCAGCUACAGUGCCGCCAUCAGCGCCCUGCGGAGCGCCCCGUCGGGCGUGGAGCGCGCCAGGGUACUGUUCGACGCCAUGCAGGGUGCCCGGGUGCAACCAAAUGUGGUGAGUUUUGUCUCCCUCCUUAGCUGUUAUGAGACUGCUUGGCGUUGGCCCGAUGCCUUGCACCUGCUGAUCUCGACCUCCUCCACUCGCGCGCUGAUCUCCUCUGCAGCGGGUAACGUGGCGAUGAGCGCUUGUGAGAAGGCCUUGGAAUGGGAACAGGCCUUAAGGACUUUUUGGUGGAUGAUCGAGCAGAGCCUUCAACCAGAUUUGAUCAGCUAUGUCGCAGCCAUGAGUUCCUGCGAGAAGGGCCAUCAGUGGCAAGCGGCCUUGAGCUUCUUUGAACGGAUGCGAUUAGAAUCGAUCCGACCGGAUGUGACCUGCUUCAAUGCUGCCAUCAGUUGCUGUGAGAAGGCCCUUCAGUGGCAGCAAUCGCUGGAACUGCUCGCAGCGAUGGCCAGCUUCCGAGUGGCCUCCGACAGCAUCAGCUUGAGCGCUGCCAUGAGCGCAUGCACAAGGUCUUCUCGCUGGUCUGCCGCGCUCUACCUCUUCACUGCCACCCUUCCAUGCGCUCCGUGCGCUCGCAGCGCGCAGUGCGCGGCCUGCGCCGUGCGAGCGGCUGAAAGCUGUGUGAGGGCAGCGCCGGAGAUGCUGGAGAUGCUGCAGGUGACCAGUGUGAUGGCACAGCAGAGUGCUUUCCAGUGA
Messenger RNA from Durusdinium trenchii, 1941 nucleotides. NCBI's taxonomy places the organism in Eukaryota, Dinophyceae, Suessiales, Symbiodiniaceae. The record is from the annotation of a GenBank genome assembly.